This is a messenger RNA of Corylus avellana, 1250 nucleotides long. RefSeq names its product heat shock transcription factor B2A (gene HSFB2A). Gene Ontology annotation, molecular function: DNA-binding transcription factor activity; RNA polymerase II cis-regulatory region sequence-specific DNA binding. Gene Ontology annotation, biological process: regulation of transcription by RNA polymerase II. Lineage: Eukaryota; Viridiplantae; Streptophyta; Magnoliopsida; Fagales; Betulaceae. Gene Ontology annotation, cellular component: nucleus. The record is from RefSeq and is a predicted model, not a curated record.
UCUCUCUCUCUCUCUCUCUCUCUCGUUUUCUUCGUUACCCUUUCUUCUCUCACCAUUAAAUUCCCACAGGAAGCUUCUAGAACUACCAAACACCUCUCUCUCUCUCUCUCUCUCUCCGUCCUCUCCGACCAAAACUCUCAAUUUCCCUUCCAAUAUUUUCUCUUUUGUUUUAAGAGUUUGGUUUGUUUGGGGCUUUGUUAUGGCCCCGCCGGUGGAGCAAAACGGCGAGUCAACCAGCUGCGAGUCCCAGAGAUCUCUACCGACGCCGUUUUUGACUAAAACGUUUCAGCUGGUCGACGAUCACAUCAUAGACGACGUAAUCUCAUGGAACGACGACGGAUCCACUUUCAUCGUCUGGAACCCCACCGUUUUCGCUAAAGAUUUGCUCCCCAAAUAUUUCAAGCACAACAAUUUCUCUAGCUUCGUCCGCCAGCUCAACACCUAUGGAUUUAGAAAAGUAGUACCUGAUCGAUGGGAGUUCUCGAACGAGUACUUCCGUCGAGGGGAGAAGCAGCUUUUGCGCGAAAUUCAGCGCCGAAAGAUUACAUCGCCGACGGGAACAGGUCCGGCGCCGGUGACGGUUACUAUGGCGGCGAUUCCGACCGUGAAGCCGAUGAUAUCGCCGUCGAAUUCCGGAGAAGAGCAAGUGAUUUCCACGAACUCAUCGCCGACCACAGCACCGGCGGAUCUAGCCGACGAGAACGAGAGGCUAAGGAAAGAGAACGUGCAGCUGAGCAAAGAGUUGGCGGAAAUGAAAUCGCUCUGCAACAACAUCUUCACUAUGAUGUCAAAUUUCGCGAAUAGUAACCAAUCGGAGAUCGCCGGAAAACCGCUAGAUUUGAUACCGUCAAAGCGGUUCCUCCGCGAGGAGACGGAAACGAGCGCGAGGCUGUUCGGCGUGGCGAUCGGUGGGAAGAGGGCGAGGGAAAGCAAGGGUGAGGCGGGGGAGGAGGAUGAGACGGAGUUGCGGCUGCACCUGCCUGGGGCGGGGAUCGCGAAAUCAGAGCCGUUGGAUUGUCAGAGUAACGCUGAUGAUCGAAAAGCACCGUGGCUCAAGCAGUGCCACUGGGACGAUCCUAAUAAUCAGAGGGUGUGUAAUUGAUUAGUAUUUGUUUCAGUAGACUGGAAUUUAGGAGUGAAGCACUGGAUCCGACUCCCUGUGGAACAUGCACGUGACUAAAACUGUGUCACGUGCAUGAUCAACCUAAAUGGGACCCAUUUCAAGAAGUUUCUUGGAACUUUUUUCUUUC